UGUCAGAACUUCUCGCGCUGAGAGGGUUUGAUAUUUUGUCACUGAUCCUCUCUUCAGGACUUUCUGCGGGCUGAGAGCUACUUUACGCGCACGACCGGACAGACUUCAGACACGCGUGCGCUCCGACAGACACCCAGCAUCAGUUGUGAAAGUCUCAGCAGAAGCUCUCCGUUGACAUACUGAAGGUGAAGCAGCAGGGAUGUCAUCCAGGCGUGGCUCGGGGAGGAUAUGGAUGUCUAUAUAAAUGACUCGUUCAGUCUGAUCACAGAUGAAAAGAACGUCUCUCUCCUCUCCGCUCUCUAAACAUCCAAAAGUUUCCUCGUCAUGGCAGAGGUGGCUGGAUUUCUCGGGAGCAUCGAUCUGGAUUUGCAGGCUUUUCCAGCAUUGGGGAACGUGCCUCUGUCGGAUGGUUUGAAUGAGAGGUUGGGUCUGAUUGAGGGCAGACUGCAGCGUGGAUCGCUGACGGAUUUUGGCCACCUGAAGGGCAUCCUGCGCAGGAGACAGCUCUACUGCCGCACCGGCUUCCAGCUGGAGAUAUUCCCCAACGGGACGGUACACGGAACCAGACAGGACCACAGCAGAUUCGGUAUUCUGGAGUUUAUCAGUCUGGCCGUCGGGCUGGUGAGCAUACGAGGCGUGGAUGCUGGUCUUUAUCUGGGGAUGAAUGAGAAAGGUGAACUCUAUGGGUCGAAGAAGCUGACAGCAGAGUGUGUGUUCCGUGAGCAAUUCGAGGAGAACUGGUACAACACAUAUGCGUCUACACUCUACAAGCACACAGACACUGGGAGAUACUAUUACGUGGCUCUGAACAAGGACGGCUCGCCUCGAGAAGGCGGCAGGACUAAAAAGCAUCAGAAGUUGACUCACUUCCUCCCCAGACCUGUUGAAAUCGAGAAGAUACCCCAAGCUUACAGAGACUUGUUCCAGCACAGGUGACCAGAGCAUCCAUCGGAGUCGCUGUGUUGGA
Rhinichthys klamathensis goyatoka is the source of this 967-nucleotide messenger RNA. RefSeq names its product fibroblast growth factor 16 (gene fgf16). The record is from RefSeq and is a predicted model, not a curated record. Lineage: Eukaryota; Metazoa; Chordata; Actinopteri; Cypriniformes; Leuciscidae. Gene Ontology annotation, molecular function: growth factor activity; fibroblast growth factor receptor binding. Bases 325 to 936 code for a protein of 203 amino acids. Gene Ontology annotation, cellular component: cytoplasm. The transcript has 3 exons. Gene Ontology annotation, biological process: positive regulation of endothelial cell chemotaxis to fibroblast growth factor; positive regulation of gene expression; positive regulation of protein phosphorylation.